UGAUCCACCAAAAAAGACUACUCGGGAUCACCUACUUAAGGCGUUGUCCGGUUCAUCCGUAACUAAAACGACUCCAGAUAUGAAUUAUCCAAUCAUGGAUCCGAUUGGGUGACGGUGAUCCAUUGUGUCCGUCGAGUAAUCUUGGAUCCAGCCCACGGUGGGGAAAGACACACAAAUUGCCUUUCGGGGGGGAUUAAAUGCUCGUGCCUGCGACCGGGAAUUUUUGCCUACUACAACGGUGUCCAACGAACCAGGCAGGUUAUAACCAGAAGAUAUAAACCAGCUCAUUGUCAGUCCGUUCUUCAAAUACGAUGUGGUCUCCUUUGACAUAACCAAGCAUCCUAGGUUCUGGAAGCAAACAUUCACGCCAUGCGAUUCUCUCGAACCCUAUCGGUGGUCGAUGCUCACGCUGCCGGUGAAGUCGGCGACGUGAUUAUUGGCGGUGUCCUCGAUGUCCCUGGCAAAACGAUGUACGAGAAGAUGGUCUAUUUCGAAACCAAUGCGGACCAUAUUCGCAAACUUCUCCUCAAUGAACCCCGGGGCCGACCAUCAAUGUGCUGUAACCUGAUUCUCCCGCCAACUAACCCGGCUGCCGAUGCCGGCCUUCUCAUUAUGGAAAGCGACGAAUACGUGCCAAUGUCCGGUUCAAAUACCAUCUGCGCCACAACGGUGCUUUUGGAGACCGGGAUGAUCACAAUGCAAGAGCCCACAACGCAAUUAACGUUGGAUACCGCUGCUGGCUUAAUUACUGUUACCGCUGGAUGUGACCGCAGCAAAGGCAAGUGUACCAGCGUGACAUUCGACAAUAUCCCAGCCUUCGUAUUCGCUCUAGACUACCCGAUUGAUAUUCCUGGCCUUGGUACCAUCAACGUGGAUAUUGCUUGGGGGGGUAUGAUCUUUGUGAUCGUUGACGUGGCUACUGUUGGCUUGAAAAUCGAAAGUCAAUUCGGGGCACAGCUGGUGGAGAUGGGCGAAAUGAUCAAGCGAGCCGUUCGGGCCAAAAUCACACCGACACAUCCAGAAAAUUCCCUGAUCAGCGGGAUAAGUGCAUGUAUGCUCACAGCACCCUUGGAGGAUUUGACAGGCAUGGGUGGGAUACAGGGAAAGAGAGCAUCGAACACGGUUGUUGUAUCUCCUGGUCGACUGGACCGCAGCCCCUGUGGCGCGGGCACCUCUGCCCGUAUGGCAGUUCUUCAUGCGAGGGGCCUAUUGCAGGAGAACGAGCCUUUCUACCAUCAGAGUAUCACUGGAACUGAAUUUGCGUGCUACAUUCGGGGAACAACCAAGGUGGGCAAGUAUGAUGCAGUCCUGCCAACGCUCAAAGGAACAGCUUGGAUUACGGGUUUUAGACAGGUUGUGCUUGACCCAACCGAUCCAUUUCCUGAAGGCUUUAGGGUUGGUGAUUUCUGGCAUGUUGGUGAUCAGCCAACUGCCUGAUACGGAAUGUUGUUGUUUGUAUAUAGAAUUCAUCCCACAAGAAGAUCUCCCAUCGCGUCUAGGUACAAGUGAGGCUGCUCAGUAGAUAUAUAUAAAUCACAUCACGCAUAUGAAAUGCUAAGGUCAGGUUGUUACGCUGCGAGGCAGCCGGGUCAAGGAAGCGGGUAGAAAGCGUCCGAGGAAUAGGUAGUGUGAGAAGGAGCGAGACGAUAUGAUUGCAAUUGAUACAAAGCUAAUAGCUGGCUGCAUAGAUUGAAUUCUUUAA
This is a messenger RNA of Aspergillus wentii DTO 134E9, 1702 nucleotides long. RefSeq names its product proline racemase family protein. Lineage: Eukaryota; Fungi; Ascomycota; Eurotiomycetes; Eurotiales; Aspergillaceae. The transcript has a single exon. The record is from RefSeq and is a predicted model, not a curated record. The coding region runs from base 370 to 1437 and encodes 355 amino acids. Gene Ontology annotation, molecular function: 4-hydroxyproline epimerase activity.